UGAUAGAAACACAGAAGAAGAAAGUAUUGACCCUUCUCUUGAACCCGGUAGUAAGCUGCUUCCUCCUGAACUGUCCUGACGAAGCUGCAGCACCUUACCCUGCAUUCGUUCUAACUUGUCUUCGCAGCAAGGUCCCACACCAUGUCCAUCCAGAAGAUCCACGCUCGAGAGAUCUUUGAUUCUCGUGGAAACCCCACUGUGGAGGUUGAUCUUUACACUGAUAAAGGCUUGUUCAGGGCUGCCGUACCAAGCGGUGCCUCUACUGGAAUCUAUGAAGCCUUGGAGCUUAGGGACAAUGACAAGUCUCGCUACCUUGGAAAAGGAGUCUCAAAGGCUGUAGAAAACAUCAAUUCCUCUAUUGCACCUGCACUUGUUGGCCAAGAUGUGUCUGUGGUUGAUCAAGAGAAAAUUGACCAGAUGAUGAUUGACCUGGAUGGCACAGAUAAUAAAUCCAAAUUUGGAGCGAAUGCCAUCCUGGGUGUGUCUCUGGCUGUUUGCAAAGCUGGUGCAGCAGAGAAAGGUGUUCCUCUGUAUCGUCAUAUUGCUGACCUUGCAGGAAACCCAGAUGUUAUCUUGCCUGUGCCGGCCUUCAACGUGAUCAAUGGCGGCUCUCAUGCAGGGAACAAGCUUGCCAUGCAGGAGUUCAUGAUCCUGCCCGUGGGUGCGAGCAGCUUCAAAGAGGCCAUGCGCAUUGGAGCAGAGGUCUACCACAAUCUCAAGAACGUCAUUAAGAAGAAAUAUGGUCAAGAUGCCACCAAUGUGGGUGAUGAAGGUGGCUUUGCUCCAAACAUCCUGGAGAAUCAGGAAGCUCUCGAGCUGAUAAAGGAGGCCAUUGCUAAAGCAGGAUACACAGAUGAGGUUGUGGUCGGUAUGGAUGUAGCAGCCUCCGAAUUCUACAGAGAUGGAAAAUACGACCUGGACUUCAAGUCUCCUGACGACCCGAGCCGUUACAUCACUCCUGACGAGCUGGCUGAUCUCUACAAGAGCUUUGUGAAGGAUUAUCCAGUGGUCUCCAUUGAGGACCCCUUUGACCAGGAUGACUGGGCAGCCUGGUCCAGCUUCACUGGCAGCACAGACAUCCAGAUUGUGGGAGACGAUCUCACGGUAACCAACCCUAAUCGCAUCAGUAAGGCAGUGGAGGAGAAGGCCUGCAACUGUCUGCUGCUAAAGGUCAAUCAGAUUGGCAGCGUCACUGAGUCCAUGAGAGCGUGUAAGAUGGCUCAGGAGAGCGGCUGGGGUGUGAUGGUCAGCCAUCGCUCUGGUGAAACCGAGGACACGUUCAUUGCAGAUCUGGUGGUCGGCCUUUGCACUGGACAGAUCAAGACUGGUGCCCCCUGUCGCUCUGAGCGUUUGGCCAAAUACAACCAGAUUCUCAGAAUCGAAGAGGAGCUGGGAGACGAGGCUCGUUUUGCUGGGAAAAACUUCAGAAACCCACUGGCCCAGUAAAAAAUGGAAGCAUUUCCUCCAUACGUGCAGAUGGCUUCAUACGCACAAAUGCAUAAUAACACAGGACAACAAUCAUGGUUAAUGUAGAGCUACUCUUACACUAACUGUAGUAAUGAGUUCAUCAAUAAAAAGCAUACUGUAGUAACUAAACCCUCUACUGUAUUCUGCUAUGUGGAGUAAACAAAAGAGCAGAACAAACUUCUAAAAUAUGUGUUGACUACAUUCAUACUGUAAUUAAAAACACUGCACUUGAAUCAAAGUUAAUAAAUGUUUUCUUAGAGACAGAA
This is a messenger RNA of Notolabrus celidotus (New Zealand spotty), 1733 nucleotides long. RefSeq names its product enolase 1b, (alpha) (gene eno1b). Gene Ontology annotation, biological process: glycolytic process. The transcript has 12 exons. Gene Ontology annotation, molecular function: magnesium ion binding; phosphopyruvate hydratase activity. The coding region runs from base 142 to 1446 and encodes 434 amino acids. The record is from RefSeq and is a predicted model, not a curated record. Gene Ontology annotation, cellular component: phosphopyruvate hydratase complex. NCBI's taxonomy places the organism in Eukaryota, Metazoa, Chordata, Actinopteri, Labriformes, Labridae.